Amphimedon queenslandica is the source of this 430-nucleotide messenger RNA. Its product is annotated as ankyrin repeat domain-containing protein 39 homolog. The record is from RefSeq and is a predicted model, not a curated record. The annotation marks the transcript as partial. Gene Ontology annotation, cellular component: cytoplasm. The transcript is spliced from 5 exons. NCBI's taxonomy places the organism in Eukaryota, Metazoa, Porifera, Demospongiae, Haplosclerida, Niphatidae. Gene Ontology annotation, molecular function: protein binding.
UGGAGCUAGAACUGAUGUUGUGGAUGAAGAUAAUAAAAUUUUACUGCAUUAUGCUAGUAAAUCUGAUAAAGUUGAAAUGCUCAAUUUUUGGAUUAGAAGAAAUUAUGAUGUCAAUGCUUUGGAUAAAAACAAUAGAACUCCAUUGUUUGAUGCUAUAGAUAGUGAUAAUAUUGAAAUCGUUGAAGUACUAUUAAAUAAUGGAGCUAAAACUGAUGUGGUAGAUAAAUCAGGUGAGACUCCACUACACUAUGCUUGUAUGACUGGUAAAGCUGAUAUUGUCAAAUUAUUGAUUACAAAAGGAAAUGCUGAUGCAAAUGCUCUGAAUAAAAGGAGCGAGAAAACUCCAUUGUUUUAUGCUGUUGAUAGUGGUAGUAUUGAAGCUGUUGAUAUUCUAUUGACUCAUGGAGCUAGAACUGAUGUUGUAGAUAAA